Zea mays is the source of this 1062-nucleotide messenger RNA. RefSeq names its product DUF679 domain membrane protein 7. The record is from RefSeq and is marked validated. Lineage: Eukaryota; Viridiplantae; Streptophyta; Magnoliopsida; Poales; Poaceae. Gene Ontology annotation, biological process: endomembrane system organization. The transcript has a single exon. The coding region runs from base 48 to 812 and encodes 254 amino acids.
UACUCUCUCCACAAGGAUCCAAUCCAUCUUGGUUAUUCGUCCCCACGAUGGCGUCCAAGAACCAAGUUGAUCUCGAGUCCCAGAAGCCCAUGCCGACGCACGCCGUCGUUGCAUCGGCUCCCGCAGCUUCCGUGCCGGCUUCUUCUGGUACAGGCUCCGUCGUUGCUGGCAUCUCCGACGCUGCGCCGGAGACCCAGCCACUCCUGGCUGAGCCGAACGGCCACAGCCAGGAGGAGGGGCUGGGAGACGGUGGGGGUACCGACGACGAGACAACGCAGCUGGAGCGAGCAAUGGCGCAGGCGUUCCGGAGCACCGCCGAGCUGGCCAAGCACCUCCCCACCGGCGCGGUGCUCGCGUUCGAGGUGCUGUCGCCGGUGUUCACCAACGGUGGCAAAUGCGACGACGUGAACCGCGUCAUGACGUCCUGGCUUGUGGGGCUCUGCGCCGCGGCGUGCUUCUUCCUCUGCUUCACCGACAGCUUCCAUGACGCCAAGGGGACCGUGCGGUACGCGGUGGCCACUCGCCGCGGGCUGUGGGUCAUCGACGGCACGCCGGCGCCGCCGCCAGUGGAGGCCGCCGAGAAACGGAUCAAGUUCAUCGACUUCUUCCACGCGUUCUUGUCGGUCAUCGUGUUCAUGUCCGUGGCCAUGUUCGACGGGAAUGUCGGGGCGUGCUUCAACCCUGUCAUGUCCUACGACACUCGGCAGGUGCUGACUGCCGUGCCGCUUGCCGGAGGGCUCGUCGGCACGCUGCUCUUCGCCACCUUCCCGUCCACACGGCACGGGAUCGGAUUCCCGAUCCAUGCUUCCUGAGAUACGCCUGUUGUUGUUGCUACGAACUAGCAGCUGAUUUCUUUGGGUUGCGUGUCUCCAUGUUCUUAGAGCUAGGUUUGUUGUGCCGGGGUCGUAUUGGGAGGGUUGACAAACACAGACAGUACCAUUGGUUGGGAACUUCGGAUAUUCCUGGACAUGCAUUAUUGUUUAUAUUUUUAGCUUGCGACCUCAAGUAAUUAAUACCGGUGCAAAUGUAUAUUAUAUGCAAUUAUUAAUUUCAUACGUUCGG